Medicago truncatula (barrel medic) is the source of this 1818-nucleotide messenger RNA. Its product is annotated as hexokinase-1. The record is from RefSeq and is a predicted model, not a curated record. The transcript has 9 exons. Gene Ontology annotation, molecular function: fructokinase activity; ATP binding; glucokinase activity. Gene Ontology annotation, biological process: glucose 6-phosphate metabolic process; carbohydrate phosphorylation; glycolytic process. Bases 77 to 1561 code for a protein of 494 amino acids. Gene Ontology annotation, cellular component: cytosol; mitochondrion. Lineage: Eukaryota; Viridiplantae; Streptophyta; Magnoliopsida; Fabales; Fabaceae.
UAAAUAGAGAGAGUGUGCGUGUACUUUGGUGUGUGUUUUUUUGACAAGAUUGUUUCGGACAUUAAAACCCAAAAAAAUGGGAAAGGUGGUGGCGUGUGCGACGGUGAUCGGAGCAACGGCGGCGUGUGCAGUGGCGACGGUGUUGAUUCAUCGUUACGUGAAGAAAUCGAAGCGAUGGGGUAAAGCAAUAGCGAUAUUGAAGGAAUUUGAAGAGAAGUGUGCGACACCAACGUUGAAGCUGAAACAGGUUGCUGAUGCAAUGACGGUGGAGAUGCACGCUGGUCUUGCUUCUGAUGGUGGUAGUAAGCUCAAAAUGCUUAUCAGUUUUGUUGAUAAUCUUCCUACAGGGAACGAGGAAGGACUAUUUUAUGCAUUGGACCUUGGAGGAACUAACUUUCGUGUAUUACGUGUGCAACUCGGUGGCAAGGAUGGUGUUGUCGGUCAAGAAUUUACCGAGGUGUCGAUUCCUCCAAAUUUGAUGGUCGGGACAUCACAUGAACUCUUUGACUAUAUUGCAGCAGAACUUUCAAAGUUUGUUAAUGAAGAAAGUGAAGAUUUCAAGGUUCCUCCUGGUAGAAAGAGGGAGCUAGGUUUUACCUUUUCCUUUCCUGUCAAGCAAACAUCCAUUUCUUCUGGGGACCUUAUCAACUGGACAAAAGGUUUCAAGAUCGAUGAUGCGGUUGGUCAGGAUGUUGUGGCUGAAUUGAGAAAAGCAAUUGAGAGACAAGGUCUUGAUAUGAACAUAACAGCUUUGGUCAAUGAUACAGUCGGGACAUUAGCUGGAGGCCGACAUACAAACAAAGAUGUCAUUGCUGCUGUUAUUUUAGGUACUGGAACAAAUGCAGCGUACGUGGAGAGUGCUCAAGCAAUACCAAAAUGGCACGGUGAUUUGCCCAAGUCUGGAGAAAUGGUUAUCAACAUGGAGUGGGGAAACUUCCGGUCAUCGCACCUUCCAUUAACUGAGUAUGACUAUUCCUUAGAUGCUGAGAGUUUAAACCCUGGUGAACAGACUUUUGAGAAGAUAAUUUCUGGAAUGUAUUUGGGUGAAAUUGUUCGUAGAGUACUAUACAAAAUGGCCGAAGAAGCUUGGUUUUUUGGUGAAACCGUUCCUUCAAAACUGAAAGUUCCAUUCAUAUUAAGGACACCUGACAUGUCUGCCAUGCAUCAUGACUCGUCCGCUGAUCUCAACGUGGUCAAAACCAAACUGAAGGAGAUUUUAGAGAUAUCUGAUACUUCCCUGGAAGUGAGAAAGGUGGUUGUUGCAUUGUGCAAUAUUGUUGCUACCCGUGGUGCUCGUCUUUCUGCAGCUGGUAUCGUGGGAAUUCUGAAGAAGUUGGGAAAAGAUACCAUCACCAAUGGCGAGGGUCAGAAGAAUGUGAUAGCCAUGGAUGGUGGAUUGUAUGAGCAUUACACUGAAUACAGAAAGUGCUUAGAAAAUACCCUAAAAGAGUUGCUUGGUGAAGGUGUAUCGGAUAGUGUUAUCGUUGAACACUCAAACGAUGGUUCAGGAACUGGUGCUGCACUUCUUGCUGCUUCUCAUUCUUUUUACCUUGAUGGUUAGCAAUUAUCAUGUUAUUCGGAUUUUGUAUCAACUAUUUUUUUGGAUGUCAUUUUCCAAUUUUGACCCCAGCAGUCUAGGAAAGAUUGACAUGCACACAUAUACUUUAGGUCUUUUUUUUUUUGUUGCAAUAUUUGGUCAUCACAAGUUCUUUACAUGCCUAUUUAUGACAGAGAAUUCUGCAAUGUACUAAUUUCUACGUUGCUGUUAGGAUAUGAUAAUAUCCUUUUUUGCCAAAGUUAUUGGAUUAUUUGAGAUGA